AUGGCUGACCAAUGGCCCGAUGAGAUUCCGCCAAACGCUCAAGUAAACGACGAUGAAGAUGUUGCUGACGACUGGGAAACAGCAUUAGACGAAAAACCUAAACAAUCUGAUGUUGAAGAAAAACCAAAAACAACAACAGUAGCUAAAUCAAGUAAAAAGAAAUCCGAAGAGUCUCAAAAACCGAAUAAACAAGCCGGUAGAAAUACUCCACAGGAAGAAUUAGAUCAAAACAAGCAAAACGACGAAGAUGAAAAAUCAGAAUCAGCUGAUAAAGCUGGAAUAGUUCGAUCACUCAAUGAUAUAGACCUAUAUAAAAGAGAGGAGUUUCUUGAUUACAGUCAUCGUUUGUAUACUCGUUUAAAACCCAUAUCUACUUCCGAAUUCUAUCCCGAAUUCAUCGACCAAUUUCUUCGUGGUAUUACAGAACCGAUGUCAAUCGACGAUGUCAAACGUUUAGCUGCGUCAUUGCAAGCGAUAACUAUACGUAAACAAGGUGACGAACGUGAAAAGAAAUCAAAAGCCAAAGCAAAAAAACAAACGAAACCACAAUUGAGAACUGGUCGUCAAUCGGAUUACGGAGCGUUCGGCAAUGGUGAUAACGAUUACGACCAAGAUAAUGACUACGAUGAUGAGGAUUUUAUGUAA
Molecule: messenger RNA, 645 nt
Organism: Adineta ricciae
Lineage: Eukaryota; Metazoa; Rotifera; Eurotatoria; Adinetida; Adinetidae
Source: the annotation of a GenBank genome assembly